GGUGUCUUUUUUAAAAGACAUAUUGAUUGUUUAUCAAUGCAACCAAGGCGUCGGACAAAUCCGCCCACUUAUUUCUGGCUGUCACUUGUUUCCAAGGACCUCUGCAGCGGACACGCAGUGACAGAGUGAAGUGUUAUUUACGUGUGGAUUGAGUCGUGUUUAGACCUACAUCCUCGUCUCCAGGCAUGCAGGACAAGGAUGAAGAGACCUGCAGUAUAUACCCGAGUCUUGUUCCCCUCGGGAAUAAGAUCAAGGCCCGGGUGCAGCAGUUUGCCGAGGACCAAUCAGAGAUCUCGAUGUUGACAGUGUUAAUAAUCGGAGCAGUGAUGUUGAUCUCCCUCAUCGUUGUGGUCGUGUUUCUUCUCUAUAAGCGGUACAAGUUAUCCAAAGAGCAGGCCGGUCCACAAUACCGGUUCAGGAAGAGAGACAAGGUGUUGUUCUACGGCAGGAAGAUCAUGAGGAAGGUCCAGACGCUGUCCUCCACCUCCAACCCCGCCUCCAACGCUGCGUCCCGCCAGCGGGUCAGGAAGCGAACCAAAGUCAUGUCUAUCGCACGCAAGAUUCUGCGGAUCCGGAAGGAGCCCCCAACCCUCCAGCCCAAGGAGCUGCCCCCCUCCCUGCUGGAGGCGGACCUGAACCAGUACGACGUCGAGACAUCCCACCUCCCCUCCGAGGUCCUCUACAUGCUCAAGAACGUCCGGGUGCUGGGUCACUUCGAGAAGCCCCUCUUCCUGGAGUUGUGUCGUCACAUGGUGGUGGUCCCGCUGCAGCAGGGGGAGGCCCUGUUCCGCCCGGGGGACCUGGACGACAGCAUCUACGUGGUCCAGGACGGACACCUGGAGCUCUGCAUCCACGAGAGUGAUGGGACGGAGGCGGUGGUGAAGGACGUGUUGCCAGGCGACAGCGUGCAUAGCUUGUUGAGCAUGCUGGACAUUAUCACUGGUUACCCGGCCCCCUAUAAAACGGUGUCGGCGCGAGCGGCGGCGUCCUCCACCGUUCUGCGGCUCCCGGCGACCGCGUUCCAGUCCGUGUUCGAGAAGUACCCCGAGACCCUGGUCCGGGUCAUCCAGAUCAUCAUGGUGCGACUGCAGCGGGUCACCUUCCUGGCCCUCCAUAACUACCUGGGCCUCACCACGGAGCUCUUCAACACGGAGAGCCAGGCUAUCCCCCUGGUAUCGGUGUCCCAGAUCCUCGGUGAAGCCCACCCCAGAAGGCUCAGUCGCCAGGCCUCGCAGACCGAAGACACGGCCGCCGAAAAGACAGACGCAGGAGAAGCAAAGAGGGCCACCUUUGAGGCAAAAUGCAGGAAGUCCAGAUCUCUCUCCACACCAAUGGCAGUUACAGUGGACAUGACUACAGACCUGAACAAGGCGUUUGAGCGAGCACGUGUCCGAAAGGAGGAGGGGCCAUCGGUAUCCUCAUCACCCCCGGCCCAGAAGUCUAUCCUGAAGAAGAGUGUCACCAUGCUUCACACUCCCUCAGCAGUGUACCACUACAGCGAGAGUGGAAGAAGUCCCUCCUCCACCUCCACCUCCACCUCCACCUCCACCUCUACCCCCUUCAACCCCUCCACCAGCUCCAACACCUCCACCUCCACCUCUACCCCCUUCAACGCCUCCACCAGCUCCAACACCUCCACCACCUGCCCCGCUCCCGGGCAGGUCCACCACAACAGGAUCAACGCCAUCUUCCAGGCUGCCAAGAAGGAUCUGCUGAAGGCUAUCCAACUGCAGGACCCCAGUCUGCUGGAGGGCAGGGUGACCUUUCGCCAGGUGAAGGCUGGGUGUUUGGUGGCCAGCCAGGGAGACCAGGACGUGAGCGUGGCGUUUGUGGUCUCGGGGGUCCUCCACGUGUACCAGAGGAUGAUCGACCGGGAGGAGGACAGCCUGCUGUUCGUCACGCACCCCGGGGAGAUGGUGGGCCACCUGGCCGUGCUCACCGGGGAACCCCUCAUCUUCACCGUGCGCGCCCACCGGGACUGCACCUUCCUCUCCAUCUCCAAGGCCCACUUCUACGAGAUCAUGCGGGAGGACCCCCGGAUGGUCCUGAACGUGGCCCACACGGUGGUGAAGAGGGUCUCUCCCUUCGUCCGGCAGAUCGACUUUGCCCUCGACUGGAUGGCCCUGGAGGCGGGCCGCGCCGUCUACAGACAGAACGACCGGUCCGACAGCACCUUCAUCGUGCUGAGCGGGCGUCUGCGCUCCGUCAUCGCCAAGGACGACGGGAAGAAGGAGCUGGCGGGAGAGUACGGCCGCGGCGACCUCAUCGGCGUGGUGGAGGCUCUGACCCAUAUGAACCGGGCCACCACGGUGCACGCCGUGCGGGACUCGGAGCUGGCCAAGCUGCCCGAGGGGGCGCUGAACUCCAUCAAGCGGCGCUACCCCCAGGUCGUCACGCGCCUCAUCCACCUGCUGGGCCAGAAGAUCCUGGGGAACAUGCAGCAGGUCAACGCGCCCCUGGCAGCGCGUGGUCUGGGACUCCACACCCCCACCAAUAAGUGGGACUCUGGGAACCCGGCCUCCAACCUCUCCACCGUCUCCAUCCUGCCCGUCUCUGAUGACGUCCCCCUCACUGCCUUCACCCUGGAGCUGAAGCACGCCCUCAGUGGCAUCGGUCCCACUUUGCUGCUGACCAGCGAUUCCAUCAAACAGUGCCUGGGCUCUGCUGCUCUGGACAGCGUGCAUGAGUACCGGCUGUCCAGCUGGCUGGGGCAGCAGGAGGACAUCCACCGCAUCGUGUUGUACCAGUCGGACGCCCGCCUCACCCCCUGGACCCAGCGCUGCAUCCGCCAGGCCGACUGCAUCCUGAUGGUGGGCCUGGGGGAGCAGGAGCCCGCCGUGGGCGAGUUGGAGCGUAUGUUGGAGGGCAGUGCGGUGCGGGCCCAGAAGCAGCUGGUUCUGCUCCACCGGGAGGACGGCCCCCCCCCACGGGGCACCGCUGAGUGGCUCAACAUGAGGAGCUGGAUCUGCCGACACCACCACCUGUCCUGCCCUCGCAGGGUCUUCAGCAAGAGGAGCCUGCCCAAACUGAGGGAGAUGUACCAGCGUGUGUUUGACAAGCCGGCCGACCGUCACUCCGAUUUCUCCCGCCUGGCUCGCGGUCUGACGGGGAACAGCAUCGCCGUCGUGCUGGGAGGGGGCGGGGCCAGGGGCUGCUCCCAGGUGGGCAUCCUGCGGGCGCUGACGGAGGCCGGCAUCCCCGUCGACCUGGUGGGCGGGACCUCCAUCGGCUCCUUCAUCGCUGCGCUGUACGCCGAGGAGAAGAGCUGCAGGCGCAUGUGUGCCCGCGCGCGGGAGUUUGCCGUGGAUAUGACCUCUAUCUUCAAGAAGGUCCUGGACCUGACCUACCCGGUGACCUCCAUGUUCUCUGGAGCCUCCUUUAACUCUAGCAUCAGCUCCGUCUUCAAGGGGAAACAGAUCGAGGACCUUUGGAUCCCCUACUUCAACAUCACAACAGACAUCACAGCGUCUUCCAUGAGGGUGCACACUGACGGUUGGCUUUGGAGGUACGUGAGGGCCAGCAUGUCUCUGUCCGGCUACCUCCCUCCACUCUGCGACCCCAAAGACGGACACCUGCUGAUGGACGGAGGAUACAUCAACAACCUGCCAGCCGACGUUGCGCGGAGCCUCGGUGCAAAGAUUGUGAUCGCCGUCGACGUGGGCAGCCAGGACGAGGACGACCUCACCAACUACGGGGACAGCCUCAACGGCUGGUGGUUGCUAUGGAAACGCUUCAACCCGCUGAGCGAGAAGGUCAAGGUGCUGAACAUGGCGGAGAUCCAGACGCGACUGGCGUACGUGUGCUGCGUGCGGCAGCUGGAGCUGGUGAAGGACAGCGAGUACUGCGAGUACAUACGGCCGCCCAUCGACCGCUACGGCACGCUGGACUUCGGCAAGUUCGACGAGAUCACGGACGUGGGCUACCAGCACGGCAAGACGGUGUUUGAGGUGUGGCAGCGUGGCGGGGUGGUGGACAGCAUGCUGAAGGACCGCCACCAGGAGGAGUUCCACAAGACCAAGAGCGGCAACGUGGUCACGUGUCCCAACGCCUCCUUCACCGACCUGGCGGAGAUCGUGUCCAGAAUCGAACCGGUCAAGAGCACGGCGAUAGAGGAGGAGUAUUCAGACGACGGCCAGACGGACUACGAGGAGGAGGACGCGGCGGGAAGCGCCCUGUCGGACUACGAGAUGUCCUACCUGACCGGCGAGCUGACGGAGGAGGAGGAGACGGCCGACACCGCCGAGACAGAUGAGGAAAUCCAGAUCAGACAUCGACACCGACAGAAGGGCGAGGAGCGCGAUGGUCAUUGACCUUCAUCGUCAUCAUCAUGAACAAGGCUAUGACCCGUAGACCAACACCUGUCCAGACAGCACACCUGUCCAGACAGUCAUGUGUUUCUACCAGUGCACUUUGUAGAAGGUACUAAUGCACUAGCAAUCAUGAAGAACGCCCAUUUGCACCAUUUUGGCUCGGCCCAAGUAUAGGAAGAAUAGGACAAUAAGCCAAUAAGAAUGUCGUUGGUGGUAAUGGAAUUGUGGUCAUGUUUAUUAGUUCAUCUUGAAAUGAUUUGUCAUUAUUGGUUGACAUUGUUGUGUGUGACUGCCACAGCGUCUUUCAUGCGAGAUUUGGAAAAAACUAAAUUUUGAUUAGCCUAGGUUACAGUAUGAUUUUAUUUAGAGUUGUACACUACUACAACCCUCGAUUCAUCACAAAAGGGCAGAGUAUCAUCACAAACAACUCCCAAGAUGGAUUCUGAUUUACAAGCCCGAUUAGGGAAGAUCCAAAAUGGCUGCUCACCCAUGGCCCUGUGUGAUCGACGAAGCUGUGAAAUGUCACAAAGUAUAGGUUAUACAAGAAUAAACACACUAAUGGUACGUGUGAAACACUGUGACUAAAUGGCCCGAACACGGUCAUGCCAAUUUAACAAAUGAUUUACCGUAGCCAAAUCCUAAUGCAAUAAUCGAGUACAGUAUUACCUCAUUAACAACAGAGUGUGUGUGUGUGUGUGUGUGUGUGUGUGUGUGUGUGUGUGUGUGUGUGUGUGUGUGUGUGUGUGUGUGUGUGUGUGUGUGUGUGUGUGUGUGUGUGUGUGUGUGUGUGUGUGUGUGCGAAAGAGCUGAAUGUAAUCGGUUAACUCGUGUCAUUUCUACCUAGGAUAAUGCCGGGCGACAGCCAAUCAGUGCAAUAUCAGGCUAAUGUAUUGUGAAGGUGACUAAAUAUUAGUUUAUGUGACUGUGGGACAUUAUGAGGUCUAAUAAGCUAAUGGUGCCUUUAUUUACUUACAUUGAAUUUAGGCCUUCUGUUUUAACUAACAUUUUAAAUCGUUUCAAAUCCUUUUUAGCUAUGAUCAAUACUGAUUUAUAAUGAAGAUAUCUGAAUUUUCUGAUUUUCAUUGUUGAAGAAAUGGAAUUAAAUUUGAGGCUAUUUGAAUAUUCUUGUGUUUUGAAUAAGCCAUAAUGAAACAAAGGGAGUAUAAAGGGGAAAACAAAAGGCCUAUUAGGCCGGCUACUUAAUGAGACUGACGGUUGUAUUGUACGUUAAGUUGCACAUCAAAUAAAAACCUGUAAACAGGA
Messenger RNA from Gadus macrocephalus (Pacific cod), 5573 nucleotides. It is a transcript of the gene pnpla7b, whose product is annotated as patatin-like phospholipase domain containing 7b. Gene Ontology annotation, biological process: lipid metabolic process. Gene Ontology annotation, cellular component: endoplasmic reticulum. The transcript has 35 exons. Gene Ontology annotation, molecular function: phosphatidylcholine lysophospholipase A1 activity. The record is from RefSeq and is a predicted model, not a curated record. The coding region runs from base 186 to 4310 and encodes 1374 amino acids. NCBI's taxonomy places the organism in Eukaryota, Metazoa, Chordata, Actinopteri, Gadiformes, Gadidae.